AUGCAGGUGAUAGUGACAGUUGUUUCUUUGGCCUGCUUGCUGGUCAGUCCAACGCUGGCUGGCAUCAAAGACCUCAGUUCGCACUUUAAUCCUGCUAACCCAGACCCCAGGGGCUUUCAAGGGAGCGGGGGCACAGAUAUGGAAGACAUUGAUUUAGACUUCCACAAGGCAAACACCAUCACCAAUGACCUAGUGUUUGACGGCUUUGAAGACACAGAUUACAUUGAUUUUGAUAAGAUCCUGUCUGCAGGCAGCGAUGACUAUAUCGAAGGAGAUGAGAUUGACGAGAUUGCAACCCCCGCACCGGACAUCGACAUAUUCGCUGAACCAUCGGACCCAAAAAUUCGUCGUGCCAGACUCCUACGGCUCUUCCACGGUCGCUCUCGCCUCCGACGCCUCAACGUUGCAAACGCGCUCUUCGGCUUCAACCUCUACCGUAGUCUUCGCAAUGACGUCAACCAGACUGACAACAUUCUGCUGGCGCCUGCUGGGAUCUCCAUUGCCAUGGGGAUGAUGUCUUUGGGAAGCGGACCUGCAACGCAUAAUCAGAUCUACAAAGUUUUGGGAUUCACUGAAUUUGUAAAUGCGAGCAGUCACUACGACAACAGCACAGUGCAUAAGCUCUUCAGGAAGUUGACCCACAGGCUUUUCCGCAGAAACUACGGCUAUACGCUGCGCUCGGUGAACGACGUCUACGUGAAAAAGAACGUCUCGGUGAAAGAUGCUUUCCGUGCAGACACCAAGGCUUAUUAUUUUGCAGAACCGCAGUCGGUGGACUUUAGCGAUGCUACCUUUUUGAACAAGGCCAACAGUCGCAUUCUAAAGCUCACUAAGGGACUCAUCAAGGAGCCGCUCAAGAGCAUCGACCCAAAUAUGGUACUAAUGCUGCUCAACUACUUGUACUUUAAAGGAACAUGGGAACAGAAGUUCCCUAAAGAGAUGACACACUACCGCAACUUUCGUGUGAAUGACAAGACAAAUGUACGAGUGCCGAUGAUGACCAAUAAGGGAAACUACCUAGCUGCCGCCGACCAUGAACUUGAUUGUGACAUCCUACAACUCCCGUACUCAGGAAAUAUCAGCAUGCUCAUUGCCUUGCCGAGGAAGAUAACAGGUAUGAGGACAUUGGAGCAGGAGAUCUCGCCCACAGUUGUCAACAAAUGGAUCAAAAACAUGACAAACAGAACCCGUGAAGUGGUGAUACCUCGCUUCAAAUUGCAACAGAAUUAUGACUUGAUUGAGAAUCUAAAAGAAAUGGGACUCACUGACUUGUUUCAUGACGGCGGAGACUUCUCUGGAAUGACCUCGGAUAAGGUUGUCAUGAACUGGCUUAAGCACCAGGGAACCAUCACUGUGAACGAGGAAGGCACGGAGGCAGCUGCUCUGACCCAGGUGGGCUUCAUGCCACUCUCCUCCCAAAUCCGCUUCGUAGUGGACCACCCCUUCCUUUUCCUCAUCUACGAGCACCGUACAGACUGUGUCGUGUUCAUGGGCCGCGUGGCCAACCCGUCACAGAAUUAA
Nerophis lumbriciformis (worm pipefish) is the source of this 1521-nucleotide messenger RNA. Lineage: Eukaryota; Metazoa; Chordata; Actinopteri; Syngnathiformes; Syngnathidae. The record is from RefSeq and is a predicted model, not a curated record.